UCUUCUAUUUUUUGUUUUCCAUUGUCACAUGCGGUAUAAACGGAGCUACGUUACAAACAGUAAUUGUCAACAGUUUCAACCUCCGAUAAUUUUCUUAAUAAUUACAUUCUAAUCUUAUAAAGUUGAAGCUCGCAUAUAUAUUUGAGUAGAAAUUAGUGACUUGCGAAGGUUAAGUUCGUUACGCAGGACGUUAUUUUCUUUAACGUUGAUUACUCGUCACGUGUUUGCAAAUAGUUGAUAACAUUGGAAACAAAUUUUAAUUGUUUUGUUGACCAAACAAAGUAAAAAUGUCGGUGGCACCGAUGGGAAAUUUACCCUAUUGUAAAGGGUUGUGGUCUGUGAUAUCAAGCACAACGUGCCGUUGUGACAGAGAACUUGUGGAGGAUGAAAUAAAAAAUGCGACUGAAAUAUUAAGAGAUGGAUUAGCAUAUUUUAAGCCAUUUACAGAAAAAUCAUUGCAAUUAGUUUAUAAAACUGAUCCACCUUACAGAAUGUUUGAUCUUAUUAGCAAAUUGUCCCCCCUUCUAAAUUUAGAUGCAACAAUAUCAUGGGAUUUAGUAUGCAAUUUUAUGCUUUAUGAAUAUAGAAAUUGUGCUGAAACAUUUGCUUCGCAAUUGACAGAUUUAACUUCUAUGCAAGCAUUGAUAGAACAAAUAUGGAGUUUUUAUUAUACGGAGCGUAUUACACUAAUCAAAUGUUUAAAAUUGAUGGUAGAAUAUCGUGAUAACGAAAAGCAUCCACAUCGCAGUCAUUUUACCAAAUUUUUUGACGAAAUUCUCCUUGGCACGCUUUUAGAAUCUAUAAGAAAACAAAUCGAGGCCUUAAAAUUUAUCAAUCCACCUAUUAGAUCACAGUUAUUUAGUGACGAGCAUCUUCAUCAAUUGUACAAUUUUAGUCUUAUCGAAAUGCGAGAGCUUCUACACAUUUUCACAGUCAUUUUACACGAUGUUCACGUGGCUGAAAGUCAGUUUCUCGAUAUUUAUGGAAGUAUCAGUGGAGAGCCACGACGCUUGAUCAGUACAAAAAAUCACGAGGAUAAGGAAACUGUGGCAAAGAAAAUUCAGGAUAUUCAGUACAGCCAAUCUGCGCUUCUCAUCGUUGGACUCGAUAUAAUGAAGCACGCUGGCAUGGAGGACUGGAUAAGAGAUGUCAGAAGUAGUAUGCAAGAUGUUUUUGAACAUAAAUGCACGCGCGAUUCAUCUCCACAAGAUGGACCAUUGCUUUUGGCAUGGAUGUUGGCAAAUUAUGCCAUUGAGCCCGAUAACAUGGAUACUUUUAAUCGUUACAGGCCUUUCGGUAUUAAAGCUGUUCAACUUAAUGUGUUUCAUUAUUUACAAGGGCUUCUAAGCAGUGAAAUGAUUAAAGAGAAAACUCAGUAUGCUAUUACCGUAAGAGGAAGCAUCUAUAAUCUAUUGACCUCGUUAUGUACCUUUGUAGACGAAGAUAAAUUUGACUCUUUUCCAGGUGUAUUCGAAGCGUGCGCCGCUAUUCUAAGCUUUCGAGAGACAGCUGAACGCUUCUGGCAGGAGAGGGACGAGGAAUGUGGCCUAUGGGUAGUCAUCAAAUUCGCCAUCAACUGGUUCCCCUAUCGAUUCCAGCCACUGACUUGCAUCUUAACCGGUCUAGCCAGCGCCUCGGAUUCCAGCGCCAUUAAAACCCUCGAGAUAUUGGAGAACUUGCCGUCCAUCACCCUGGAGGUGCCGAGGCGCAUGUUCGACGUGCAGAUGCAGCGCAAGCCCUACGAGCAGGAGUGCGUUAUUCACCGGAACGAGUACGCGAUACCUGUCCACUGCACCGGCAUCAAGAUUAACGCGCCCCACAGGAGCAUCGCAAACGACGAGUGCGAAGUGAUAAUGUUCAGAACCACGGCUAAUUACUGGGACGCCUUUCAUCACAAGAUCGAGGUAUUACUGCAAAAGGCCAGCGGUGGCUUCGCCAACUUAACCGAAUGCAAUGAUCAACUGCCGGAUCAAGUCACCCUGGGAUUUACCCUGCUUGAUGCACUUUUGGCCGCGGACAUCGACAUACCCACUAGAAUGGUCAUUCCAACAGAAUUAAGUUUCGAGAUAAUCAAUCGAUUUUCUUACCCGGACUUACCGCUCAACAUAUACAAGAUCGUCGCGAGCUGCAUGAAAGUCUCCUCGAAGCUUGUCCUCCGCUAUCCCGAGGAUGUGCUCUCGCGCAUGCGAGCCGGCGUCUACCCUCGCUUCGACGACUACUACCAGGAGAUGACGGAGUUCGCGCGGGCCGUGUCGUUCGACGGAGGCCUCGUCGCCUCCUGGCUCUCGAGCAUCGAGACCAUUCAACACUCUUACCCGAUCCUCGAUGCCUACCUCGACACCCUUUUGAAUUAUCUGAUAGUGCGCCACAGCAAUAAGGCCCUCUACGACGUCGAGAUACCGGGCAUGAUAAUGCUCCUCCAGAGCGUGCUCCCGAAGCUCGACUCCUGGUACUUCCGCUCCGAAACUGAGCGGGUCGAGCUCUGGCUGAAGAGCAUCUAUUGUUUGCACAGGGCGCUGGAUGUCAUGUCGGGGAAGAAGAACGAGUCGAGGAACGAGCUGAGAAAGAUUGUCAGCUAUAACUUGUUGCACCUCGAGCCCAGGCACGCUCUGCUCAAGCUCGUGAGGACCGGCGAGAAAAUCUUGAGGAACAAAAUGAUGAGCGAGACCGACUGGAUAUCCGGGAAGGGCUUUAAGGUAAUGAAGAGCGUUCAGCUGGCCUUGUCGGUGGUAAAUCGUUUGCUCAUAUACCGGAAGAAUUUGGGCUUGGAUACGAAAGAACGCUCGCCGCUUGAAGCCGCCCUCUACGCCUCGCCUUCCUUACCGAACGCCCUGCUUAUCGUCCCGACGAUUGUCGAUUACCUCUACGUGUGGUUCAGCCCGGCACUGCAAGCGAUGGCCGUGCGCCUCCUGAAGAAGUUCGCCGAGGGAUUCUCCAUGUCGCUGCUCGUGUGCAUGGGCAUGGAUGGGACGGCUAUACGCGAAACCUUCGCCUCGAGACUUAUGUCGCCGACUUGCGACGUCGAAGUCAAAGUCGCCAUCCUCGAGCUCGUCACCAUCUGUCUGGAUAAGCAGCCAGGACUGACGGAAGCGCUGUUCAAUAUAAUGCAUCAGGCUGAACGUCGCCGUAUCUUCCCACGACCAGCGGAUGAGUUCCUUACCGAAGGUUGUACCCGAUUCCUUGAUCUGUAUUUAGAGCGUGUACGCGACGAAAGGAAUAUAAUCUACGAUCGUCUCUAUGACAGCACGAUGAAUUUAUUGCGUGCUAUGUGGUACCAUCACAACGAGAUUCUCGUCAACUUUUUCCGCAAGAGGCAGGACUUUUGGAGUAAGCUUUUCGCGCCUCUUUUCCGCAACCUUGUGCCCCACGUUUGCGGCUACUCGCAGAUCCUGGACAUUAUUACCCUCGAGCUGUUCAAAAGCCCUCUUCUAGAGAAAGACUUUAUCACAAAUCUGGAAAAGCUCUUAGACGAGAGUGAGAACCACUGGAACAAAUUAACGAGUUACGUUUUCAACAGCAUACCAGCACCGCUAACAGAUGAACAGCAAAAACAAGAGAAUGAGAAAGAGGAGGAGGAGGAGGAGGAGGAGGAGGUAAUACCGGAAAAAGAAACGAAGCUGCAGCCGCUAUUACACGAGGAGAACCUCGAGUCCUGGUACCAAUUGCUGAUGGUGCUAACCGGGGAGCGGACCUCGCGCGGCUACACGAUCAAGCCCGGACAGACGGUGCUGACGACGAGCCUCGCUAUCCAGCAGCUGCUGGUGCGAUUGCCGGUGGUAUUUCCUACCUCGAUGACCGCGCGAUUCCAUGCCGCCAAGUUGUUGAUGCUCCUGUCAUUGAUAUCGCUGCGCUGCGUGAACUCCUGGGGCAAACAGUGCAUUGGCGAACCAGAGAACGCGGAGCGACUGCAAAAGUGGCUGCUAUGCGCGCUCCAGGAGAUGAGGCCGUUGUACCGGGCAUACACGAAGUCACUGCGCGAGACUCUUUUGACCCUCGUUCUAAGCUGGGUAGAUCUCGUGGAUGAGCAAUUGGCCGAGGACCAAGUCGUCCUCGAAUAUAUGCUCGGGCAUGCCUGGAGCAUUGCCACCUGCGAUAUAGAAGACAUAUACAACGCUGCGUAUCAAAUGGAGCGCAACCAGAAGUUGGACGAUAUUAAGGAGCAACAACGAAGGGAAGCCGAGGAGGCCUUCCGGGUGAGACAAUGCAUACCCGCAACCCUAUCCAUCAGCCUCGUCACGAGGCUACUCAGGUUUAAAGCUCAGCAGGUUACCGAGCACUAUAAGCGAUCCCUGGAACCCUAUUUGCCGCUGAAACGGUUCAUACCUACUAUCCUCAAGUGCAUCGUUAAAACCAUUCGGAUGCACGCUGCCCUCACUCUACUCAACAUCCUCGUCAAGUCCUUCUCUUUGUCUCCAACCUUGUUUGAAACGUCCGUCUCGAAAUUGUGGCUGGCCCUGAUACCCCCCAAGGACAUCAAUAAUAGUUUGCUGAAUUCAUUGUAUGAGGACUGUUCGAGUAGCAGCAGCCGCUGGCGAUGUCAGGAGUGGUGGCCCCUCUACACCAGUGGCCUCGAAUUCGCCACGAACCUCAUGAGUCACAACAACAUCAGCUGCUCCACGUCUAUCAACGAGUACCUCGGCUCACACGAGAACCUGCUGAUGGAGGGCUCGACUCUCCUCAGACACACGGCCGACCCUGUCGCUGCAGAUCUCAUCCAGUCCCUGGUCAAUUUCAUCUCAGCUUUAUUCGCCAAACACAAUUUCUGGAAAUUCAUCCAUCAUCCUUUCAAAGAUACGUUAAUUAAAUGCUUGUAUAUGUCGUACGACAGUACGGUGAAUUUACUGUUACGGCCGCGCAUCCUCAAAUUUAUCAUCGACGGGAUAAGCGUGGAAAGUGCGGAGGAGCUUCAGAGCUGCGACGAGCGCCAGCUGAGUGGCGAGUUGCGCCUCCUCGUCAACAAACUAAUACUCAUCAACACGAGCUGCGCCCAGAACUUCGUUCGAUUCUCGCCUCGAUUGAAUCGUCUCUUCGACACUAUUAACAUCGAGAAAGACUUUUGGGACGCCCCGAUGGCAGAGAUGAACUUUGGGCCACCGCAGAUGUCGAUAACGUCUGAGCCACGUUUGACCUACGGGACGAUCAUCAGUUCCACUCAGCUUUUCACUCAGGCCCAGUGGCACUCGCUCAUCUCGUCGAGCAGUUCCGGUAGCUCGAGCCUCCAGCUGAGGCCGAAGCCCAGCCAGAGUCCGGGUUCCACGACUGCAACGACUUGCAAAGACGAACAAAGCAUUGAUUCGGCGCGCCGCGAGUGGGAGCGCGCCACCCCGGAAAACCUGCGCUGUGUCCAGGCCAAAGACCUGCCCAAGAUCCUGAGCUCGAGUUCCACGAAUCUUGGGCCUUCCGUCCUCGCGAGCACUUCCUCCUCGGCGCGCCUCGACUUUUCGGCCUACCUCACGGGCCACGAACUGACAGUACCGCUGCUCAGCAGUCCGCGACUCAUAAAGCGGCCCUUCGAUCCCCUCAUCUGCGAGAAUAUGAUAUUGUCGCGGGCGACGGCCCUGGUGCCGCUGCCGUCGAGGUCCACCAGCCGAGGCAACAGCCCCGGCGCCCAGUCAAGAACCGCCGACGGCAAGUCACGUAGCCCCUCACGGGACGGGACGGGAAACGGGACCGCCGGCAGCGACCCCUGGUUCGACUCCAUGGACGAGAAUAACACGCGGCUCGCUCUCGAGCUCAACCUAAUGCUCACACUGUGCCAGGUCCUGGAAGGCGUAUGCAGCCCGAGGCUGGCCGCCCGGGACCGGCAGCUCAUUGUCCGGGAAACCGCCACGGAGCUCGGCAUCUUCUUUGAUUUCCUCGAGCACAGGGCACAACAGUCGGAGUGGCAAGUGGCCGCGAGUCUCGUCAACUCUGAGAUGAAGAAGACAAGGCUCGUCGUUGCUCCCGAGCAACUACUCGAUAGGCUUAACACGUCGAGCGUGUUUAAACAGCCCGACGGCCCGGGCCGCACUCUCUCGGCACUGGAGACGCUGGAGGAGGAGUCCAUGGAAGGGCCGGAAAGUGUUUCGACGAACGAGAUCGUGACCAGCGGUAGAUUCAAGGUACACGUCGACACUAGCAACUUCCUCCAGAUGCUCGGGAAGCUGCUCAAGUCCGUGAUCGAAUCUUUAGACUCGGCGCAGUUCGGAUAAAUUUCUCGACCCCUUUCCUCGAUAUGAUCUAUCUCUUGAAUGCCAAGAUGAUUAAUUGAAUGUUAGAUAUACACAAGGAUACACCGACUAAUUUGUAGUGUGGAAGUGUUAGCUGUUACAAAUUACUAUAUUUUUUACAAUAAAAAUAUCGAUGAAAUUCCAUCCCAAGUACAAAAGUGUUAUAUCUUGAACGGCUGUAUUUGUCAUUGUGAGCACAUUGAUAGAAUACAUUUUAAAAAAUUCUUUGAAAUUAAAAGAUUUUUACUGAAAAA
Molecule: messenger RNA, 6463 nt
Organism: Ceratosolen solmsi marchali
Lineage: Eukaryota; Metazoa; Arthropoda; Insecta; Hymenoptera; Agaonidae
Gene: Nup188
Product: nuclear pore complex protein Nup188
Biological process (GO): RNA export from nucleus; protein import into nucleus
Cellular component (GO): nuclear pore inner ring
Molecular function (GO): structural constituent of nuclear pore
Source: RefSeq, a predicted model, not a curated record